Messenger RNA from Histoplasma mississippiense, 1455 nucleotides. RefSeq lists its product with no specific name. The record is from RefSeq and is a predicted model, not a curated record. Bases 1 to 1455 code for a protein of 484 amino acids. Lineage: Eukaryota; Fungi; Ascomycota; Eurotiomycetes; Onygenales; Ajellomycetaceae. The transcript has 3 exons.
AUGAAGAGCCAGUGCGCGGAAGAAGAACAUGGUGAAAACGAAGCAACAGAAAGGAGGCAGCGAACAUGUGAGCCAACAGAACGAACUCGGCUGCUGCCACAAGGGGUAUACUUGGAUCCCGAUGACCCAGGUGUGUCUCCGUACAAUCUCUGGAGUGUCCGGGCUCUACGAAGCCUCAACAUCCUCUUCCUGAUAAUAACCCUUAUCUGGUGGAUUGUGCUGCUCGCGUCAACUUUCGUCAGUCCGCCGGGGAUGAACAGCCGCGGUCCAGGUUUCCUCGAUUUCUUCUUUGCCACCUUGACCAUGGGCAACCUGCUAAUUGCCCUGAUAUUCUUCUCCGUCCCGUCGAGGCCCAUGACCAUAUGGGGCGCCGUCCUCUCCCUCUUCCUAGCAGUCAACCUGUUCAUCAUCGUCGGCGUGCGCCGUCUCCGCAUCGAGGAGGGAUGGGUGGGGAUUGCCUCCGCCACAUGGGCGACAGUGGUUAGCCUUUAUUUAUUAGCCCAGACCCGCUUCGUGGCAUGGGGCAAGCGGGAGGAGGAAGAGCGCUUGACGGGCAGGGAAGAGACGCGGCGAACGCUUCGAGAAUGGUUUGCCGUCCUGCUUGAGACGAUCGUCGUGACCGUCACGGCCCUCGCGACCGUGCUGCUCAUGGCCACUUUGAGCGUGCGCGCGAAAGAUGCCGGCCUCCCCGCCCCCGGCAAUAAAUAUUACGUCGAUAACGGCAAAUAUCAAAUCCACCUGGAUUGCGUUGGCGCAGCCCCCUCAAUGGCGGCGAACAAACGCAGCGCAACAGUCCUCCUGGAAGCCGGCGAAAUGCCAGUCGAAGACAGCUUUCGCAGCUGGGUACACGAGGCGUUUCGCAAUGGCUCCAUUGACCGAUACUGCUACUGGGACAGACCCGGCAUUGGGUGGUCUGACAAUGCCCCAUCUCCACACUCUGCGGGCAUGUCUGCCGACGUCCUAUCCGAAACCCUCGCGCUCGCAGACAUAAAAGGCUCAUGGGGUCGUCGUAUCCGCUGGCAGCUUGGCAAGCCGGGUCGCGGCUUCAAGCUCUGGCUACGUGGGAUAUUCUCCCCACUUGGACUGGAUAGUUUGGCCGGGGCGAUAUUCAAGGGCCGCACGAGGGAAGACCGUGUGUAUGGUAAAGUGGCGUACCAAAAUGGCAAAUUCAUCAAAGCGAAGUUGCAAGAGAACCUUGUUGCAGAUUCGACGACGAAGAGCGAGAUUUCCAGCGCGAAGAACAUUCAGUCUCCGUCUAUGCAGUUGGUUGUUGUCAGUUCUGGUAUUGAGGUGAGAAGUAACCAGAAGUGGGCAGAUAAGCAAAAGGAGCUUACCAAUAUCACUGAUAAUUUGGUGGCGUGGGAUAUUGUCAAAAAUGCACCACAUGAGGUUUGGCGAACGGAUAACGGGAAAGCUUUGCUUGGAGAUAGGUUAAAGAAGUUGGUCAAACCGUGA